Molecule: messenger RNA, 591 nt
Organism: Nicotiana tabacum (common tobacco)
Lineage: Eukaryota; Viridiplantae; Streptophyta; Magnoliopsida; Solanales; Solanaceae
Source: RefSeq, a predicted model, not a curated record
AUGGUGGUUUAUACGGCUCCGCCUCAAACUGAGGAUAUAUCGGAGAAAGAUUCGGGCAGAGUCUCUGAGGCGUUGGGGAUCGAGAAUGUUUCCCAUCGAAGCCAACAAAUGUGGAAUAUAUCUGAAGGUCUUGUCCCCGAAUCUCUUCGAAAUGAAGAGAACGCCCCAAAUGCUGCUGGCAGUAGUGAUGCAUCAGAUCUUUUUCAUGAAGUGCAGCAGGCUUUGAAUCAGGCUGUGGCAGCUCAUCGAGAAGAGAAAGGCUUGAUUCAAGCAAGGAAAACGGAGGAGCUCAAGGCUCGGUAUGCCUCUAAACUUGCCAAGGCUGAAAAAACAAAGGCCGAUGCAGAUGUAUUUGUGGCUGUUUAUCGGGCUGAUGCCGAAGCGGCUCAGUCACAUAUCCAUGCUCGGGGCUUCGAUCUUUCUGAAGAGAUAACAAAGGCAAGAGAGCUUGAAGCUGAAGAUGAGGCCUUGGCCUCCGAUGAUGAUGACGAUGAUGACGAUGAUGGCAAUGAUGACGAUGACGGGAGCAAGAGUGGGUCUCAGAGUGGGGAAGAGCCCGAUGGAGAAAAGACUGCUCCCGUAGAUAACUAG